Messenger RNA from Lindgomyces ingoldianus, 1208 nucleotides. Its product is annotated as FabD/lysophospholipase-like protein. The transcript is spliced from 3 exons. Bases 135 to 1208 code for a protein of 357 amino acids. The record is from RefSeq and is a predicted model, not a curated record. Gene Ontology annotation, biological process: arachidonate metabolic process. Gene Ontology annotation, cellular component: membrane. Lineage: Eukaryota; Fungi; Ascomycota; Dothideomycetes; Pleosporales; Lindgomycetaceae.
UCUCGCCCUUGCCUGUCGGCUGGCCGACCUCAGCUGGCUGGCAGGUGCUGGUGAAACUGACACCGACUGUCUGCUCGUUGUGCCUGACCCCCCUAGCCUCCUAGAAUAAUAACGACGGCGAUCACAGGUAGGCUAUGGAGCAGGCCACGUCCACCAAGCACGGCGGCGGGCCAGACCCUCUCGACAGCCAAGGGCUCUGCCUGCUGUCUCUCGAUGGCGGCGGCGUGCGCGGGCUCUCGACGCUCUACGUCUUGAAAAGCGUCAUGGAUCGCUUAAACCACGAACGGAAUACAGCCGGCCUGCCUCCAGCGAAGCCAUGUGAGGUGUUUGAUCUUAUCGGAGGCACUAGCACCGGCGGGCUUAUUGCGAUCAUGCUGGGCCGGCUCGAAAUGGACGUCGAUGAAUGCAUUACUGCAUAUAGCGAUCUCGCGGAGGCGGUUUUCGGCGAGAAGCAGAGCCGUAUUCCCAUCAACUUCAUGGGCAAAGUCAAGUCGCGAUUCGAUUCUGCAAAGCUAGAGACUGCGAUCAAAAAAGUGGUGACUCAGAGUGGCGCGUCGGUCACAGACUUGUUCAAUGAUGGGACUGAGCGGGGAUGUCGAACUUUCGUAUGCGCUAUUGAUCGUGAUACGAAGGACAUGGCCCGCCUUCGAAGCUAUAGCCUCCCCGAUGAGAUGGGUAUUCGCGCGACAAUUUGCCAGGCCGCGCUCGCCACAUCCGCUGCCACAACCUUCUUUGAUCCUGUUAGCAUUGGAAAUCGCACGUUCGCUGAUGGCGGGCUUGGUGCAAAUAAUCCAGUAGACGAGGUAGAAGGGGAAGCAGGGAGCAUCUGGUGCUCAGAAACGGGAGACUUAAAGCCUCUAGUUAAAUGUUUUAUCUCAAUUGGGACAGGAAACCCAGGCAAGAAGCCAUUCGAAGACAGUGUGAUUAAGUUCCUUAGCCAGACCGUGGUACAGAUUACUACGGAGACGGAGGCAACGGAGAAGAAGUUUAUCGCUAGGUGGGCUAAACAUUUUGAUGAAAACCGGUAUUUCCGCUUCAAUGUUGAGCAGGGGCUUCAGAAUAUUGGGCUUCAUGAAUAUAAGAAAAAGGGCGCUAUUGAAGCGGCUUCGGAAGGGUAUCUCACCCACAUGGCACAAAAGUUCCGGGUACGAGACUGCAUCCAGAACUUGAGGCUGAAACAGAGCGUGUACAUUCAGGACUUUUCGUAG